AUGAAUUAAUUAAUGCAUAUUUUAAAUCAGCCUCCUCUGCCCUCACCCAGGAAGUCAGAGGCACCAGUGUGAGUCUCCAUCCACUGUCCAGUACAUUCAUGGUUUCCUCAUUCUCACUAGGCAAUGUUUGACCAGAAAGAACAGGGAACGAGAAGGAGCUGCUGGAUGGUGAUGAGCCUGGGAAAUGGAGGCUGGGUGAGCAGAGACAGAAGAGAAACACCCACCUGCUGUGACCUCACAAACACCCAGGCUGAGUUUUGAUAAGACAAGUUGAAUCACACUGGGGCGACAGCCUCAUCCUUCCAGGUACAAACAAGAACAGGCCAUGGUUAACCAAAGCUCCCCCAUGGGCUUCCUCCUUCUGGGCUUCUCUGAACACCCAGCACUGGAAAGGACUCUCUUUGUGGUUGUCUUCACUUCCUACCUCCUAACCCUGGUGGGCAACACACUCAUCAUCCUGCUGUCUGUGCUGGACCCCAGGCUCCACUCUCCAAUACACUUUUUCCUCUCCAACCUCUCCUUCUUGGACCUCUGCUUCACCACGACUUGUGUCCCCCAGAUGCUGGUUAACCUCUGGGGCCCAAAGAAGACCAUCAGCUUCCUGGGCUGCUCUGUCCAGCUCUUCAUCUUCCUGUCCCUGGGGACCACUGAGUGCAUCCUCUUGACAGUGAUGGCUUUUGAUCGCUACGUGGCUGUCUGCCAGCCUCUCCAUUAUGCCACCAUCAUCCACCCCCGCCUGUGCUGGCAGCUGGCAUCUGUGGCCUGGGUCAUUGGGCUGGUGGAGUCAGUGGUCCAGACACCAUCCACCCUGCGCCUGCCCUUCUGCCCCCAUUGGCAAGUGGAUGAUUUUGUCUGUGAGGUCCCAGCUCUAAUUCGACUCUCCUGCGGGGACACCUCCUACAAUGAGAUCCAGAUGGCUGUUGCCAGUGUCUUCAUCUUGGUUGUGCCUCUCAGCCUCAUCCUUGUCUCUUAUGGAGCCAUUACCUGGGCAGUGCUGAGGAUUAACUCUGCAAAAGGGCAGAGGAAAGCUUUUGGGACCUGCUCCUCCCAUCUCGCUGUGGUCACCCUCUUCUACAGCUCAGUCAUUGCUGUUUACCUCCAGCCCAAAAAUCCCUACGCCCAAGAGAGGGGCAAGUUCUUUGGUCUCUUCUAUGCAGUGGGCACUCCUUCACUGAACCCUCUCAUAUACACCCUGAGGAACAAGGAGGUAACCAGGGCAUUCAGGAGAUUGCUGGGGAAGGAAAUGGUGCUCACACAAAGCUGAGGGAGAGCUGCUUAAUGUGCUUUAAAAGAGAGGAGAUUCCAUGUGCUUUUAUCAGAAAGUUUGAGUUCACUGCCCCUCU
Mandrillus leucophaeus (drill) is the source of this 1343-nucleotide messenger RNA. RefSeq names its product olfactory receptor 2H2. Gene Ontology annotation, biological process: G protein-coupled receptor signaling pathway. The record is from RefSeq and is a predicted model, not a curated record. The transcript has a single exon. NCBI's taxonomy places the organism in Eukaryota, Metazoa, Chordata, Mammalia, Primates, Cercopithecidae. Gene Ontology annotation, molecular function: olfactory receptor activity; G protein-coupled receptor activity. The coding region runs from base 326 to 1264 and encodes 312 amino acids. Gene Ontology annotation, cellular component: membrane.